AAAACUACCAUUAUAAAAGCAUGUCUCCAGCUUUUGAUAGGUGGGGAAGGCGAAGCAAUAGUCACUCUCCAAAUAAUGGUCGGACCCAGUCUCGCAGAUACCCUGGAAGAUCCCGGAGCCGGAGCAGGAGCAGGAGCAGGAGCAGGAGCAGGAGCAGGAGCCGGAGCCGGGCAAGGGGAGAAGGUAGGAGCAGGAGUCGCAGCAGGGGAAGGGAUAGGUUUAGGGGUUGGACCAGGAGUAGAAGCAGGAGCAAGAGCAGGGACAGGGACAGGGACAGGGGUAGUAUGAGAGUUCAGAAUAGGAGUCGUAGUCCUCUCCAUAAUUCUAAACGUGAUCCAUAUGCAUCAGGUGAUAGAAGGAGCGGCCCUCGUAUGUCAUCCCAGGUAUGCAGAAAUUUUACAGCGGGGAAUUGUAGGAGAGGCAGUGACUGCAGGUUCUUUCAUCCAGAUGCUAUCAAUCAUAGGGACGGAGGUCAUUCAGAGGGCAACUUGGCUGAAAGAUUGGGUAGUCGUCCAGAGCGUGGACAUGUCUCAAGGUAUGCUGAUAGUGAAGGUCCUGGGUACCAAUCAAGGGAUAGGCUUCCUGACAUGCAUCAUCUGGAGGAUGAGAUGCACAGAAACUGGAAUAGAGGUACAAUUAUUUGCAGGGAUUUUGUGAAAGGCAACUGUCGCUGGGGUGCAUCAUGCAGAUUUUCUCAUGAUGGUGCCUCAGGUGAUAGCUAUGACAAAGGUACUCGGAGUGCAUCCUUUGAUCAUGGUCAGGACAAUCAAGCAAGCAGAAGUGGAAAAUCACUUUGCAAGUACUUUGCAGCAGGAAAGUGCUAUAAGGAUAACUGCAAAUUCUCUCACGAUGCCACAUCAAGAAAUCAUGAAAUUAGGCCCUCGGAUGACAUUGGUGGCCACAGACUUGAUGACAAAAAUAACUGGUUGAAGGGUCCAAAGUGGGAUGAUGAAGGAAGGCCCUCGGACCUUGUAAAGGCUAGUGGGUGGGAUGAAGGAAGGCCCUCGGACCAUGUAAAGUCUAGUGGGUGGGAUGAAAGUGUAGUAAGAAAAGAUACUGCUGUCACAGUUCUUACAGAUAGGACCAAUGAAAGAUUGGACCAUAGUUUUGAAAAUGAGAGCAGAGCCUGGGGAAGCACAGAACCACAUUAUAUGAAUUCUGACCGAGAGAGAGGUGUUUCUCCUCACGGAGGGAAUGCUGGUAAUCUUAAUGAUUUGAACAUUUCAGAAUCUUCAGUUAUGCAAAAGCUUACAAAUGCUCAAGCUAUUCAUCUCACUUCUCAAGCUUCUGAUCAAAAUAUGGAGAGAACUUCGGCACAUGUCCUUGGACAUAAUUCAAAUCCAGAAGCUUCAGGCAUCAUUCUUUCUGCCACGGACAAUCAGCCUUAUGGAUCUGCUAGUUCUUAUAUUCAGCCACAGGGGCUGACAGAAGAUAGCAUUGCCAGAACACUUGGCUCUAAUGCGCUAAAUGAAUUUAUGCAUGCUAGAGACGGUCUUCAUCAAGUUCAUUUGCCUGGACAGAGCUUCAGUGGUACAGGUAUUGGUAUGAGCUCUGAACAUUCUGCAGCUCUGAAUGGAACACACCAAGAACCGAAUGUGUUCUUACCUAUCCCAUCAACUGGACACAAUAAGAGAGAAGCACCCGGCACACCCGAGAUGCUGGAAUUCAAAGUCCCUCAAAAUAUUUCCUGUACUGUUACUGGUGAGCAAGUGCACCAAAUGAAAUCCUCUCCAACGUCUAUGAUAAAGAAAUUUGAGGAAGAACUGCGAGAAGCCCAACUGCAAAGAGUCUUAAAUCCCUCUGAUCCUUCAGGAAUGCUAGCUUCUCAUCCGAUUUCUUCACUUGUUAAUGCUAUAUAUGGUCAGACCAAUCCGGAGAUGCGGGGUCCAAAUAACUACCAUCCUGCAGAUGGCGUAGACAAUUUUAAGAUGCCCCCGGACAACUCGUCUUAUUUGGAUAGAGAGAGUAAUAAGGUUCCGGUGGAGCAAAUGAAUCAAUCAUCUACCAUUGAUCCUGAACCUGGAAAUAACGAUCAAAUAGAUGAAGUCAAGCAGCAGGAGAAUAAAUUAGUUGAAGUCAAUGGAAAAGAUAAAUUAGCUCCCGAGGAGUCCAAGGAUGGGCAAGAAAAUGAUCAUCCAGGAGAUAUGAAUAUGCAUGGGAAGGUUGAGGAGGGAAGUGGUAACAAAGAUGAAAAAGCGAUGCGUUUAUUCAAAAAUGCUCUAAUAGAGUUUGUUAAGGAGAUCCUCAAGCCCACUUGGAAAGAAGGUAAGAUGAGCAGGGAAGUUCACAAAACAGUUGUUAAGAAGGUGGUUGAUAAGGUGACUAGUACAACUCAAGGAGAACAUGUCCCUAAGACACAAGAGAAAAUAGAGCAAUAUCUGUCCUAUUCAAAAGCUAAAAUUACCAAACUUGUACAGGCAUAUGUGGAGCGAAUUCUGAAGAAUGAAGCUUGAGAUGCCAUGUUUAUACUUGUUCUUCCUUUUCUCUUCUAGAAAAAUCAAAUUCGAUAGGGAUUUGAUUUUCCAACAUGUACUGAAGGUUUAGCUGUGUUAGAUGUGUUAGUUUGUUCUGGUGAAGUCAAAUCUGCUCAUGGUUUCCACUAGCUGGAUAGAUUCGGUUUUGCAAGCAGAAUAUCUGUUAUUCCUACCAUUUAUUUCCGGAUUUAUCCUUGUUUGAGCAUUAUAUGUAAUGGGCCUUUCCUCCUUACAGAUUCAAUAUGGUAGUUUCUUUUCUUUUUCA
Nicotiana tabacum (common tobacco) is the source of this 2739-nucleotide messenger RNA. The record is from RefSeq and is a predicted model, not a curated record. Lineage: Eukaryota; Viridiplantae; Streptophyta; Magnoliopsida; Solanales; Solanaceae.